Molecule: messenger RNA, 258 nt
Organism: Rhodotorula graminis WP1
Lineage: Eukaryota; Fungi; Basidiomycota; Microbotryomycetes; Sporidiobolales; Sporidiobolaceae
Exons: 2
Source: RefSeq, a predicted model, not a curated record
CCGACCGACCCGGCGCCGACCGUCGAGUCGCAGGGCUUUGUCCUGUACGUCGGCAGCCUCGUCGCCUACGUCGCCUACCUCGUGUGGGCCUUCCUGCCCGAGCCGUGGCUCGAGGCGAUCGGGAUCGAGUGGUACCCGGCGAGGGAUUGGGCGCUCCUCGUUCCCUCGUGGAUCGUCAUGCUCGUGGCCUUCACCUACGCGAGCUACUUCUGCCUCAACCUGUUCAACACGCCGCCGCUCUCCUCGCCCUCUCUGCUC